Molecule: messenger RNA, 3291 nt
Organism: Angiostrongylus costaricensis
Lineage: Eukaryota; Metazoa; Nematoda; Chromadorea; Rhabditida; Metastrongylidae
Source: the annotation of a GenBank genome assembly
AUGUCUUCGGGAGAGGACGAUUAUCGAUGGAAUGCGUUUCGUUCACAUAAGAGAGCAACUGCUGAGAGGCCAUCACUAACACCAUGGAUGAUUACUUCACUACAAGUAACGAAGGCAAGUUUUCGAUACUUGAAAAAUCAUGACCCAUUUACGAGUACUAUAAUUUUUGGAAAAGUGUUUAAAAUUUAUGGCAGCAUAAAUUGGUUACCUUCAUCUCCAAUAUUCUCAUUCGACCCACGUAUGAGUGAUAAUCGUCUCACGUCGAUCGUUGUACUUGAAACUCUUCGUGCCCUUGGAUUAUCUUUGCUUGUCUUUACCGUAUUUCCACAGCUGGAUCUAUACCGAUGUUUGUACCUUUGUGCCUGUUUUCCCGUUAUUACUGCUCUUCAAAGGCUUUUGUCUGACGUUUCAAGAACCUUCAGGCCAGGUCGCUCAUUUGGAGCACGGAUGCUUCUAUCGGUGUUCACCUUGCCUCACCUUGUUUUAUUCUUGGUCUUUCUUAGCUCUUUAAUAUGCGUACUUCAGGGAGCUUGGGUCCUUCCUCUGAGCUUACUCACGAUAUCUACUGGUUUUUGGGAAUCAUGGGUGAGCACACAGCAUUCGGGUACAACACUUCAGGGACUUUAUCAGGUUUCUAUGUUUCCUACAAUAACCACUCAUACAUUCAUGCAUUGGCGCUUGUUAACGGCUUCCUUGGGACUUCUCUUACUAAACGUUUCAUUGCGUGGUUGUGCUCGGUUCCUUUCCGCAAUCGGAAUGCGGGCUUUUUCCCUACUUCAUCCGGUUACUGUAGUGCCUGUAGUCGGUUAUGUCAUUGUAUCCUUCAUAUGCAAUCAAAAGAUCUGCGAAAUUUCAGAGUUUCUUUCGAGAGUGGGCCUUCGGUGGAGUUGCGACCGAUGGGGAACGACACUACCAUUCAACGACUGGUACAUUUGUAUGGUAUGGCUUCUGAUAGGUGCAUAUCGAGGGUAUAAUUUUGCAAAACAGAACUCUUACGACAAUUGCGACGAGAUUGUUGAGUCCAUGCCAUCGGUGUACAAUGGAUUCAGCAUAGAACAGUCUCUAGUCGUCUUCUACAAUUCACUCAAUAAAUCGGUAUACUGGUUUAGAGAAUCUUUUCCUGAUUAUUUGUGGUUCUUCAGAAGUUCACUGCGCUCUCACAUAUUCUUCGACGAUUCGUGGGAAGAUCAAACCGAGCGUGGCGUCACAAAACGAGUGCCGAACGAUUUCUUUCGCACUUUCUUUGAAACACUUAGUGGACUUAUUGGGAUGUCGAGAAUCCUGCUGAACACGCCGUAUGGUGGUAGAUUGGUCGUAAAAUUGCCAGCCGGCACAUUGCUAUUUGUACAUCUCAAAGACAAAAAGUUGAUUCGACAUAAGAAAAGGUGGAGUCAGGUGAUGUACAUGUACUAUCUUCUUGGACAUCGCAUAAUGGAUUCGCCAUUAAGUAUUGAAGAUCGUCAACAGAUGGCGGAUAACACAUUCGUAUUAGCAAUUGAUGGUGAUUCCAAGUUUCAACCAGAGGCAGUCAUGCGGCUUAUGAAUCGUAUGAAAACAAAAAGUAACAUUGGAUGUGCUUGCGGGCGUAUUCAUCCAAUUGGAUCAGGUCUGAUGGUAUGGUACCAGAAGUUUGAGUACGCCAUUGGUCACUGGUUUCAAAAAGCAGCUGAGCAUGUGUUUGGGUGCGUUCUGUGUGCACCUGGAUGCUUCUCGCUCUUUCGUGCUUCUGCCCUCAUGGACGACAAUAUAAUGCACAAACUAUCUAGAACUACCGCAGAUGAUUUUUCAGGUAUACAAAAACUGCCCAAGAGCCUCGGUUAUCGUAUUGAGUACGUUGCGGCAUCUGAUGCGGAGACAUAUGCACCUGAGGGAUUUGAAGAGUUUUUCAAUCAAAGACGCCGUUGGACACCUUCAUCAAUCGCAAAUACCAUUGAUUUGCUAGCUGAUUACAAGCGUGCUUCCGCUAACAAUCAUUCAAUAUCCAUGUCAUACAUAGCCUAUCAGUUUAUGGUAGUCUUCUUUUCAAUGCUGGCUCCAGCCAUCAUCUUCGCUAUGCUCGUAUUUGCACAAGUGUCAGCAUUUGGUGUUGAUUCCACUAAAGUGAUGAUUUACAACGGUAUCCCUGUCAGUCUAUUCAUUGUUGUUUGCUUUACAACUGAGUCUAACGUGCAACUGCUUCACGCUAAGCUAAUGUCCGUCGCGUACGCAUUUGUGAUGUUGGCUGUUCUGAUUGCUACAUUGUCCCAGAUAGUUCUUGAAACUGUUGUCUCCCCAGCGUCCAUGUUCAUUGUUUCAAUGGUUUUGAUAUUUUUCGUCGCCGCCUGUCUUCACCCUAAGGAGUUUACGAAUAUCAUAUACGGUAUCGUGUUCUUUCUCAUGAUUCCAUCCACCUACGUGUUUCUGACCUUUUAUUCGCUUAUUAACUUGAAUGUCAUUAAUUGGGGUACACGCGAAGCUGUGGCGAAGGCAACGGGAAAGGUAUUAUUCAUCUUACCCUUCUUGAACAUCAUAGUUUAUUAUUUCUUGCAAACGAUCUCAUUAAAAUAUCAGGUAGUCGAAAUUCGUCGACCAGUAGUGGAAUCAGCAUCAAACAUUGCGACUGAUAAUUAUAUAUGGAUGGACACCGACUACUUACAGAUCUGCGAACGUGGACGUCUUAAGGGAGCAGAGGAGGAGUUUUGGACUCAGCUCAUCCACACCUAUCUAAAGCCAAUUGAAUCGACUCCUCAGCAACAGAGUGCCAUAGCUGAAGGCUUGAUCUCUUUACGGAACAGUAUCGCGUUUGCUAUCAUUUUUGUGAACGCUCUCCUUGUCUUAGCAAUCUAUCUUAUCCAGAAACACAAAAAUGUGCUCAGUAUUCACUGGACACCGUACCAUGGUUUCAAGUGGACAAAAAUGAAUGAGAUAACUGGUCAGUUUGAAGAGACGAAAGAUCCACUGAAAAUUGAUCCGCUCGGAAUGGGAAUCGUCGUCCUCUUAUUUGGAAUACUCAUCGUUCAGAGUGCUGGUAUGCUCAUCCAUCGUCUGAACACAAUGAUAGGAACAUUUCAAGAAAUCGACCAGCUACACGACUUUGUACCCGUGCUAAAGUUGAAGAAAACCGACGAUGAGCGCAUUCUAACUGCCGCUCGUCAAAUGAUAGAUACUACUUCGUACGCACAAAGUCACGCAGCUGAUGGCUAUACAAGGCAUCGUGGACUGGAUGUCGACAACGAUGUCGUUCUUUACAAACUGCAACGUGCUCGACUCACGAAAUGUAUGCAGCGGGCUGAAGCUAAGAAGUCAAUGUAA